Capronia coronata CBS 617.96 is the source of this 723-nucleotide messenger RNA. RefSeq names its product pep2-like protein. Bases 1 to 723 code for a protein of 240 amino acids. NCBI's taxonomy places the organism in Eukaryota, Fungi, Ascomycota, Eurotiomycetes, Chaetothyriales, Herpotrichiellaceae. The transcript has 3 exons. The record is from RefSeq and is a predicted model, not a curated record.
AUGGUUGACCUUCACUCUCUGCCAUCCGGAUCGCGGCCAGAAAAAGCUGUUCGUAACAAUGGCCCAGAGGAUCUUGUUCUGGAGAGAUACAAGCUACGCGAGCUCGCAGAGGGCUGGCCUCUUUAUCGUGAUGCGUGCGAAUGGGAGAACUUGAAGUCCAUUUUUCAUCCCGACGCCUACGUGUACACCACCUGGACCGGUCGUACUCACUAUUUGGAUUUCAUUGCUGCCUCUCAAGCUGGAAUGGACAAGGGGGCCUUCAUCAUGCAUCGCUGCCACGGCAUCUCCACAGACAUAAACCGAGAAGUCACUCGAGCCGUCACCAAGAUGAAAGCCACCAUCACUCAGCGAUUUACCAUCGAUGGAUGUGACGUGGAUGCAGAAAGUGACUGCCGCUUCUGCUUUUUCUGGGUCAAGGUGCCUGAAUCGGGCGAAUGGCGGGCAAAAUAUGUUCGUCACUGGUAUGAGAAGGACAAACUCAUACCCGUCAACCCAGCCAAGGUGCCUAUAUUGGACGAAACCAGUCUCAACCAGUACCCGACCGGUUAUCGAUAUCUCGCCUAUUGUCAGGAGAAGACCAUGGGGAUCAAGGUUCUCCUCGACAUGCCAGGUCAUAGGAGAGAGAACAGGGUCGAAGGGGGCAGCAAGACCUGCGGAGAGAAGCAUGACCUUCUUUACUGGCAAUGUAAAGCCUGGCUUGAGGGAUCCGAUGUUGAAAUCUAA